AUGUUUUGCAAUAGUGUUAUUCGAUUUUCGUGUUACAUUACGAGAAAUGUUCAAAGAGACUUUCACGUAACAAUUAAUCCUCUUCGCAAGAUAAUCAAGGAAUCUGGUGACGCUAGGACUGUCAAUACAGAAAAUGCAACUAAACCUCCCCGAAUAUUAAUAACAGGUGGUCUCGGACAAUUAGGCACGGAAUGCGCGAAGUUGCUACGUCGAAAUUACGGUAAUGAGAAUGUCAUACUAUCAGACAUUAUCAAACCAUCGGAGGAGAGCUUAGAGAAUGGACCUUUCAUCUUCGCCGACAUUCUCGACUUCAAGGGCCUGCAGAAAAUAGUUGUGGACUACAGAAUCGACUGGCUCAUCCACUUUAGCGCACUACUUAGCGCCGUAGGCGAACAAAACGUACCGUUAGCCGUCAGAGUCAAUAUCGAAGGAAUGCACAACGUUAUCGAAUUAGCGAAGCAAUAUAAGCUGAGAAUUUUCAUACCAUCGACAAUCGGCGCAUUUGGUCCCGACUCGCCGAGGAAUCCAACGCCAAAUGUCACGGUGCAACGACCACGUACGAUUUACGGUGUUAGCAAGGUCCAUGCUGAGCUCUUAGGAGAGUAUUAUCAUCAUCGUUUUGGUCUCGACUUUCGAUGUCUUCGAUUCCCCGGCGUAAUCAGCAGCGAUCCACCCGGCGGCGGUACCACAGAUUAUGCUGUAGCGGUGUUUCACGAGGGAUUGUUAAACAAAAGAUACGAGUGUUAUUUGGAGCCUCACACGAGAUUACCGAUGAUAUAUAUCGAUGACUGUCUGUCGGCGCUCUUUCAGUUUUUGAAUACACCUGAAAAAUUACUGCGUAGACGAGUUUACAAUGUCACAGCUAUGAGCUUCACACCUGAAGAAUUGUUCAACGAACUCUUCAAGUACAUACCGGAUUUGAAAAUUACUUAUAAACCUGACAAACGACAGCAUAUCGCGGAAAGCUGGCCGCAAGUUUUCGACGAUAGCGAAGCACGACGGGAUUGGGGAUGGCAGCAUAAGUACGAUUUACAGAGGCUAGUGGAGUUAAUGGUGCAGGAUGUAAACACGAAUUUUUUAACAAAACACCGACUGAAAGAAGUCAACAGCUAUGUAUAA
Molecule: messenger RNA, 1119 nt
Organism: Cyphomyrmex costatus
Lineage: Eukaryota; Metazoa; Arthropoda; Insecta; Hymenoptera; Formicidae
Gene: Tdh
Product: L-threonine dehydrogenase
Exons: 5
Coding region: 1-1119 (372 amino acids)
Biological process (GO): L-threonine catabolic process
Molecular function (GO): L-threonine 3-dehydrogenase activity
Source: RefSeq, a predicted model, not a curated record